Haliotis rufescens (red abalone) is the source of this 3958-nucleotide messenger RNA. RefSeq names its product polypeptide N-acetylgalactosaminyltransferase 1-like. Gene Ontology annotation, cellular component: Golgi apparatus. The coding region runs from base 274 to 2187 and encodes 637 amino acids. The record is from RefSeq and is a predicted model, not a curated record. NCBI's taxonomy places the organism in Eukaryota, Metazoa, Mollusca, Gastropoda, Lepetellida, Haliotidae. The transcript has 12 exons.
CUACGGCACAGCAACGCUUUUCUUAACCGUGGCUGCGUUGCUGUUCUCAUAGACAAAUUAGGUUAGUGACUUCUCCUGGUGAAUUAUAAGGUAAUGUUUAGUCGACGCAGCAUGGGCACCCUUGUUGAUAGACAGUGUUAAGUUAACCUCAGUGAAUCGUCCGUUUGUGGUACUGGGGUCGGAAUGGCAACUUUGACGCCACUGUGACGCGAGGAGGACGCGUGUCCGGAUGGACGUGUUUUAGGUUUUUCCAUCGUCGUCGUCAGGGCAUUCAUGUUCAUCCUCAAAAUGCUAUCAAGUUUUCGACGCAGACGUGGCGUGUACUUUCUGACAGUUGUGUUGCUGUGGGUUGGAGUGACUUAUCUGAUGUGGACACACCUGGAUGGUGAAGGAUCGUCCUGGCCGAGGAUCAGGGGAGACUUCUUUCCAAGGGAGGAAUACAGAAUAGCGACAGGAAGGGUGGGUCCCGCAAAGCGUCACGGGGACAACAAAGUGCACAAGGCGUAUUCGUCCAAGAAAGCCGGAGUAGGCGACGUUGAGAGGAACGUUAAAGAUGACGCCGGCAACGCUACGGUUGUGUUCAGAGGUGACUUGCCUCCUGAACCCAUGCCUAAUGAACCAGACUUUGAUGUUGUGCGACAACUUUUCAAUAUUACAAAUGCUGGCGAUGGCGGUAAAGCGUUUAAAAUAGACCCUCAAAGGUUACCCCCAGAGGAGCAAAUGAAGUAUGAAACUGCCUUCAGAAAGAACGCCAUGAAUGAAUACGUCAGCAACAUCAUCGGCGUGAGACGGAGACUGAGAGAUCCAAGAUUGGAGGGCUGUGCCGAGCGUUACUCCUCCGCCGGUCUCCCCCAGACCAGCAUCAUCAUCUGUUUCGUCAACGAGGCGUGGUCAACGUUGCUAAGGCUGGUUCACAGUAUCCAUGACAACACCACGCCGCACCUGGUGAAGGAGGUGAUCCUCGUCGACGAUGGCUCGUCAUGGGAUUUUCUGGGCAGGCCGCUGGACGUGUACAUGGCUCGGUUCCCCAAGGUGCAGAUAGUCCGAGCCACAAAGGGGCUGGGGCUGAUGGUGGCGAGGACGCUGGGCUACAACUACACCACGGCGCCCGUCAUCACAUUCCUGGACUCACACUGUGAAUGUUUCCCAGGGUGGCUUGAGCCCCUGCUGACCCCUCUAGCCACGGACCCCAAGGUGGUGACCACGCCCUGUAUUGACAGCAUCGACAGGAACGACUUCGGCAUUGGUGUGGGGCCAGAUGUGUUGGUAGGGGUGGUGGAGUUCCCGACACUGCAGUUUGGCUGGCGACUUCAGCCCCCAAGAGAGAAGAAACGGAGGAAGAGCAAGCUGGAGCCUGUCAGAUCCCCAGCAAUGGCGGGGGGCCUCUUCUCCAUCACCCGGGAGUAUUUCGAUCUUCUGGGAGGAUUUGACCCGGGGAUGAAGAUCUGGGGCGGGGAGAAUAUUGAGAUGUCGUUUAAGAUCUGGAUGUGCGGCGGGCGGAUUGAGACGCCCAUCUGUUCACGUGUCGGUCACGUGUUUCACAGCCACAGCAGCUACCGGGGACUCCGUGAAGGGGCCUUCGUGGCCGGCGAGGCAAACAACGCCCGUGUUGUAGAGGUGUGGAUGGAUGACUACAAGAAGUACUACGGCCACUACAGGAGACCGAUGAGUAAAAAACGCUACCAACCAGGAGAUGUCUCUGAACGCGUGAUGCUGAGGGAGAGAAUCAGAUGUAAGCCUUUCUCCUGGUACAUCCAAAACGUAUACCCGGAAGUGGCCCUGCCUGGAGAUGGCGUGUAUUCAGGGGAGAUACGUAACGAAGCCUUUCCGAAAAAGUGCCUUGACAUGAUGACGUCCAAAGAAGGGGGUCACCCCGCCAUGUUUGACUGUCAUGGGCAGGGGGGUACCCAGUUAUUCGACAUGACAGAUCUUGACGAGAUUGUGUCCUUGAACCGUUGUCUGGCCCGUGUGCAUGGUGGUGUGUCUAACUACAAGAGCAACUGGGCGUCACGGGACCACAUCUGGGAAUACAAGGACAAGUUAAUACGCCGACACAAUAAUUGUUUGACUGUGAACGCGACGCAGCAUGUCGUGAUGGGGGAAUGCUCUGGAAAGAAGUCCCAGCAGUGGACGUGGAACUAUCACAGACCGCGGAGGAAGACUGUGCUAAGGAUUGAAGAAAUGUGAAAAAUCUUGUGUCGGUUCAUCGGCGGCGUAUACUUAAGUCAGCAGAGUUGUGCCCCUUUGAUAUAUAUAUUAAGUUAUCGUAUCCAUAUUGCCCGAUCCGAUGUUGCGUUGACGGGGACCCUAAACAUGAAUAGCAGAUGAUCGACAGUAAACGGAUCGACCUGAACCAGCGUGUUUCACCGAGGAACCAUUUGAGUGUUCGUGCAUGACGUCACCGGAAGUGUUUCAUUGUAAAAAGACAUUUGUAAGCUUCAUUUUUGGACUUGACAUGGCCUAGGAGUGUCGCUCUUCAACACUUGACAUGAGGUCAAGGACGCCAGUUCCGCCGUAGGGCAUGUUUCACGCUAGACGUAACGUGACGUUUGCGAGGUGUCUGACGCUUCAGGGCGUGACAAGAGAUCAAUGAUUCAUGCCAUGUUACGAGAGUGUGCGGGCGUGCUUGCGUGCGUGCGUGCGUGCUUGCGUGCGUGCCUGCAUGUGUGUGUUGUUUGACGUUGUUAUGUUCCAGCUAUAUGACGGCGAUCUGUAUUUAAUCGAGCCUGGGCCAGACAAUCCAGUGAUUGAUAUUGUAACCAAAAUUCCUGUUCCAGCAAGGUUAACACGUACUUAAAGGAUCACACUUAAUUACAACCCUUUAUGACAGUGGAACAACUACCAGCCUUCAAACUAAUUUGAACUGUGGUACCAGCAUCAUGUUGUAUGUUAUAAGGUUGACAUACCUUUUAGCAGUGUUUUUCCCAGUUACAGAAUCAAGUAUAACAGUAAACUCGAGUCACGUCAGUCAUGUUUACAGUCGCCAUCUUUGAUUUUCUGACCUCACGUUUGCGUGUCAUGUGACCUUACGUCACCUAUAAAUAGACCUGUCAAGGUGAACUUCGGGGCUGCAAUUUUGACUUUGACAAGCAAGGUAGGGUUCCACGGUUACGUCACAGCUAAAUUAUAUCUUUCGCAUUCUAAGAGAUUUUUAUUGUAUAGCUUCUAAUCUAAAUGGCUAUAUCAAUACUUGGUCUGCUCUCUAAGUAUUUGAUUGUGGAUUAGUGAUUAUUUACCUUUGUGGACAUCCGGAUGACGUUUUUUUUAACGUCCGGAUGACGUCUGACAGUUCCGAGAUUCCGACAGCCAUUCCGGAUUCAUUCCGACGGAAUAUUCCAAGAUCGUAAUUAUUCAAGCAUACAAGUUACAGUUACAGUUACAGAUAUCACAAGUCGCAAGUGAUUUGUCAUCCGUAUAAAGUAUUACAGUUUAAAGCCUAUAUUUAGAUGUUUUGACAGUCGUCGAUUGUCAUCGCGAUCCGGGGGGUCCGAGGUCAUUCCGACCGGAUUGUUUACAUUAUCAAGUCGCGUGAUGAUGCCAUCAUAGUCAAUGGUUUUUAUCUACAUAUGUUUAUAGGGAUCGUUCUAGAAUCGAUCCUAUAUAUUUAAUUCCAAGCUUUAAUUAGGAUAUGACUUCAUGCUGACUUAAAUCGCAGUUUGACAGCUCUCGGAGGUGUGGCCUCAUUGUCAUCCAUUCUGGGUCACAUGACUUCCGGAAUGUAUUGUUUACAUUACAUGGAUCCAGUUCCGGUUGCAGCCAAGUUCGGACACUUUCAAGUUUCAAAGUUUAUUGUACAGUUUAAUUGUUUUAACAGUUCACAUAUAUUAAUCGUGGGAGGGAUACAGACAAGUACCGGAUUCUAGAGCCACGAUGUGACAGACAAUGCCGAGCGACUGAUGUUUCCAGUACAGUUCAAAGCCGGUAUCGCGUCUCGCGAUCUCGAGGCCAUGUACAAGCU